Molecule: messenger RNA, 1503 nt
Organism: Anopheles marshallii
Lineage: Eukaryota; Metazoa; Arthropoda; Insecta; Diptera; Culicidae
Gene: Ppa
Product: F-box/LRR-repeat protein 14
Exons: 1
Coding region: 1-1503 (500 amino acids)
Biological process (GO): SCF-dependent proteasomal ubiquitin-dependent protein catabolic process
Cellular component (GO): SCF ubiquitin ligase complex
Molecular function (GO): protein binding
Source: RefSeq, a predicted model, not a curated record
AUGGAGGAAGCUAGCUUUAUGCUGACGGAAAUUCCGGGCGGUUUCAUAUCGCACCGACCGCACACGAUCGCCGGUGGGCAUCAUCAUCGGUUCGCGCCCUAUCCGGUUGUUUUGCAUCAGCCACAUCUGCAACAAUCGGCGAACUCGCCAACGAUAUACACCAUUCCAUCGCAUCAUCUGUCGCACCAUCAUGCCCACUCACAUCACGCACAUGCCGGACACCAUGCAGCUCACCAUCAUCACCAUCAUCACGCGGCGAUCCGGUCGGCAAACCGUCCCAAAAGUCCGAUCACUCCACCCACGCAGGCCAUCGAGGAAGAAGGCACACACAUCGGACAUCUAUACCCAGAAAUAUUGGCAAUGAUCUUCGCUAAGCUAAGCGUCAGGGAUCGUGGCCGUGCGGCACAAGUGUGCACCGUUUGGCGUGAUGCUGCGUACGCAAAAAGCUGCUGGCGGGGCGUUGAAGCCAGUUUGCAUCUUCGGCGGCCUUCGCCGACACUGUUCGGCUCGUUGGUCAAACGAGGCAUCAAACGCGUCCAGGUGUUAUCGGUGCGCCGCGCUCUGAAGGACAUUGUGACCGGCGUACCGAACUUAGAGUCACUUAAUCUGAGCGGCUGCUACAAUAUCACGGACAUGGCUAUAGGGCACGCGUUUGCUGCCGACUUCCCUAACCUAAAAGUGCUCAAUCUAUCACUUUGCAAGCAGGUGACCGAUUCGAGCCUUGGACGCAUCACACAACAUUUGAAAAAUAUAGAAGUGCUAGAGCUUGGAGGGUGCAGCAACAUCACCAACACGGGUCUGUUGCUGAUUUCGUGGGGUCUGAAGAAGUUGCGUCGUCUCAAUUUGCGCUCCUGUUGGCAUAUUUCGGACCACGGUAUCGGUCAUCUUGCCGGGCUUAGCAAAGAAACCGCGGACGGAACUCCUGCCCUCGAGUACCUGGGAUUACAGGACUGUCAGCGGCUCUCGGACGAAGCGCUACGACACAUUGCCCAAGGUCUCAGCUCGCUGCUAUCGAUCAAUCUGAGUUUCUGCGUUUCCGUCACCGACAGUGGUUUGAAGCAUCUGGCGCGUAUGUCGCGCCUAGAGGAGCUGAAUUUGCGCGCAUGUGAUAACAUAUCGGACAUCGGUAUGGCGUACCUGACGGAAGGCUGCAGCUCGAUCUCAACGUUGGAUGUUAGCUUCUGUGAUAAGGUGGCCGACCAGGCCAUGGUGCACAUUUCGCAAGGUCUAUUCCAGCUGCGCUCUCUAAGCCUCAGUGCGUGUCAAAUCACCGAUGAAGGUCUUUCUCGCAUUGCCAAAUCGCUUCACGAUCUAGAGACGCUUAACAUUGGCCAGUGUAGUCGCAUUACCGAUCGUGGGUUAGAAAUUGUGGCCGCCGAACUGGUCAACUUACGUGCCAUCGAUCUUUAUGGUUGCACCCGGUUAACACCGAAUGCGCUGCAAAAAAUUAAUCAACUACCGCGACUGUCGAAGGUUAAUCGAGGCCUGUGGCAUGUCCGGUGA